This is a messenger RNA of Apiotrichum porosum, 681 nucleotides long. RefSeq lists its product as uncharacterized. The transcript has a single exon. Lineage: Eukaryota; Fungi; Basidiomycota; Tremellomycetes; Trichosporonales; Trichosporonaceae. The record is from RefSeq and is a predicted model, not a curated record. The coding region runs from base 1 to 681 and encodes 226 amino acids.
AUGUCCGCCGUGCCCCUCCCCUCGCCACCCACUCAAACCAUCCACAGCAUUGCAACCGCACCCUCAUCCUCAACCCUGCCUACUCCUCUUGCGCUCCCCGGUCCUCUCGCAUCCUCCUCCUCCUCGGCGCCGGCCUGGCCGUACACCGCUCCUUGCUCCGAGGGCAACCCGUACUCGCCACCACAGCCAGCCUUCGUCUUCCUCCCCCGUUCCCCGGUCCUCCCUCCGACUCCAGUCUCGGAGUACGGCGCCCCAGCAGCGGCGGCGGUGCACUCCCCCACCGCGCGCCUCACCACCCUUGCCGAUCUCCUCAUCCACGCUCCCGGAUCCAAGCGCAAGCGUCCCAUCUCGCACGUCGACGGUAUCGCCGUGGGAUGUAUCCUCAACUCUAGCAGCGGCGACACGGCCCACGUCCAGAACCCCGCCGCCUCGGCUUUCAAGACGCCCUCGGAACGCACCGUGCUCACCCCGCGCCGCUUGAAGCAAGACAAGGAACAGGUGGGUUCUUUGGGUGGUGGCUUCUCUGGGGGACAAAGAGGAUGGGCGUGGCGCUUGGGCGAUAAGGAAUCCGAGGCGUGCGGUGGCCAGGUACCUCAGACAGACGCUGACCUGCCUGCUUUUCAAGACCAUUCUUCCACCCCGCUACACGCCGCCGCAGUCGACCUGCAACACGGACGAUGA